CUGUUUCCUCGGCACCACGCACGCCUCACGUCGUCUCGUCCGUAACUCGUGUGCUCGCGUCCUCCGUUCGCGUCACCGCGAGUCUCGUCACGCGGUUCUCGUCCUGCGCCCGUUUCGAUUUUUCCGCCGGGUCGUUGUUUUUUUUUUUUUUUUUCGCAACACUUUCCGCUUUCGUCGCACGGGGCAGUGUGUUCCGUCGGCCCACGUGGAGGACGUGCGUCAAAUCGGUCGGACAACCGGUCGUCUCCUUCCGCCGUUGCUGACAUUGGACGAAAUCAUCGUCAUCGCGUUACAUCGAAUACACACCACCUCUCCGCAACAAAAGGAUUACAGUGGAAAAUCCCGGAUGAUCAAACCCUCGCAGUAAUUUUUCUAAAAGAAGAAACGCCGAUCCUCGGGUGGUCCGAGGCUCUUGCAAGAACAACUAUUUAACAUUUAAAGGCAAGAAAACAGAGGCAAGAACGGUAACCAAUGGCGUACGCCAUACGACUUCUCGCCGCCAUGCCAAUCGUAGCUCUUGUGUUAUUACUAGCGACGGUUAAAGCCUGGAACUCUGCGAACACGAACACGUCUUUCAUUGAUGACUACGAAAACUCGUGGUCGCCCUGGUCCGAGUGGUCGUCGUGCUCGAGAACGUGCGACGGCGGGGCCACUUAUCAACUCCGACGGUGCAAUGCGGUGGCCGGCUGUAAAGGUCACCAUGUCAGAUACAAGAUCUGCAACAUGGAGCCCUGUCCCGACGGGUUGGACUUCCGCGCGGUGCAGUGUUCGGCGUAUGACGACCGACCGUACGACGGCGAGAACGUGGAAUGGCAUCCUUACUACGACGAGGAGAGCCCGUGCACGCUGAUGUGCGUGGACUCCAAGGGCCGAGUGGAGGAGAUGGCGCCCAGGGUGCGCGACGGGACCAGAUGCAGGCCGGGUUCAUUGGACAUGUGCAUCGACGGCGUGUGUCAGAGGGUCGGCUGCAAUUUGGAAAUCGGAUCGAAGGCCACCGUGGACGAGUGCGGCGUGUGCGGCGGAGAUGGGUCGUCGUGCUCCAAGGACCUUUACCACUGGGGCAAAAUGGGCACCGGGUGUUCGGUGUCUUGCGGCGGAGGAUACGAGAUGUCCAGGAUAAUCUGUCAGAACCGGGACACCGGCGUCGAAGUGGACGCUGACAUGUGCCCGGGCGAGAGGCCGAACGGCAGCGACAUAUCCGUGGAGUGCAACAGCCAACCGUGUCCACCCAAGUGGGUAGCCGACGACAACUGGAGUCCCUGUAGCAAAACAUGCGGAGGUGGAAUAAGGGUGCGACACGUUUAUUGUGUGGAAGAAACAAAUGGCACUAGAACAAAGGUAUGGCAUCACAUGUGCCACGGUCACAAACCGAAAAUACAGGAACAGUGCAACACUCAACCGUGCUACUCGGAAUGGGCGACCGGUGAAUGGUCCAAAUGUUCGGCGACGUGCGGCGAUGGACUGCAGAUCAGGAACAUCACGUGCCGAUCGAAACAGAAGUACUUGACUUGCGAUCCGAUGACGGAGCCCAGACGGACGAAGACUUGUUCGGCGAACGUCCCGUGCUUCCCGAUGGCGGACAACUUCGAGGCGGAAUCGAAUUUCCCUGAACCGUCCAAGUCUACGAGUUUUUCGCAGGCCCGCGCUCAGCGGUUGGUUGGCCAACAAAAGACGUCGCCGCACACACUGUUCGUCUCGGACAACUGGAGCCCGUGCAGCGUGACGUGCGGCGAAGGGAUCAGGACGAGAAAAGUGUACUGCAAGGCCCAUUUGGAUUACACGCAGAUCAUGACGAAGUUGACGGACGACGCGUGCGUCGGUCCGAAACCGCCCGAGGUCGAAAAAUGCUUCCCCAUGCCGUGCACGAUAAACAAAAUGUUUGAUCAAAACGAGCGGUCCAUCAGAGACGGGUACGCAGACGCGAGCUCCGAAGAUUUCAAUCCGCCGAAAGUGGCUCCCGGUUCGUUUGGUAAAACAUACUCUUGGAAAAGAGAAGGCUUUACGCAUUGCAGUGCUUCUUGUCUUGGAGGUGUCCAAGAGUCGCUGGUGCUGUGCGUCCGCGAGGAGGACAAGAAGAUCGUGUCGCCGUACCUGUGCGCCCGCGACGACCAGCCGGAGGUGCUGACGCAGACGUGCAACGAUCAGCCGUGCCCGCCCCGGUGGAACGCCAGCGAGUUCCAGCCGUGCUCGCAGAGCUGCGGCAUCGGGCUGCAGAUGCGCGAGGUGAACUGCAUACACGAGGUGACCGAGGGCAACACGGCGAUCGUGCCCAACAACAUGUGCCCGCAGCCGCCGCCCACGGACCGCAAGCAGUGCAACAUGAUCGACUGCCCCGCGGAAUGGCGCACGUCCGAAUGGUCCAAGUGCAGUAAAAAGUGUAACGGAGGCGUGAAAACGAGAGUUGUGGAGUGCGUGCAGAGGAUAGCUCACGGGCACAUUAUAAAUCGACCGGACUCGGAUUGCGGUACCGAGAAGCCGCUGGACAGCAGAUUGUGCAACCCGACCGUGUGCAGUUCGCAGGAAGCGAUUAUGGUAUCGGACGUGGCCCAGAAAUACGAACAGUCCACGCCCGAUGAAGAAGUCAUGCUAAAAGUCGGCGGCGAGGCGACCGUGUUCAGGGGAGUGGAGAUGAAAAUGAGGUGUCCCGUCGUCAACAAAAGGGGUAAAAUUCAAUGGUCCAAAGAUGGCCAGAUGUUACAGAACGGCAAGAAAGUGCGGAUAUCAAAAAAAGGCAUCCUCAAGAUUAGGGCAACCACGUACUCGGACCGAGGAACUUAUACUUGUAGCGCCGGAAACGCUCAAGCCACCAUGAGUAUUAACAUAAAACCCCAGCCAGGUGAAUUCCCGAGUUCGGAAGAAAUCGACAAGCCCCUCAAUCAACAAGAUCCAGGCAUGAACCCUUCGUACGCGAAUCCGCAAGGCAUAGAACCGUCGUUUGACAUCAGCCACGAGCGCAUCAAAGGUGAACACAAUCGCGAACAGAAACUACACAAACAACGGCAGAAAACUACCACUCAGUCCAUCGUGACGAGCACGGCAUCUUCUGAAAAGCACGUCGUUGAAACAGAGAAAAGUGCUAUAGACGUCUCCCCAAAACCCACCACUUCCGGAAGUUCACGAAACUUGCCUCACCUUCACAGUCUUCUUUUUAACCUCAAGGCUCUGUGGCCAUUUCAGGGAUUCAACGGCGUGAGCAACGCGCGUGUAAACAGAAUGUUUUUGGAAGAACCGGCGAACCCGGCAACCGGAAGUGAAACUACCACCGAAGAGGACAUGUUCGGCAAGCCCGUCGUGCUCGGAAAAGGCGACCGUAAGAGCGUGAAAUUCGAAUGGGUCAUCACGGAAUGGUCGGAGUGCUCACCGCCUUGCGGAGGAAACGGGUUCCAGAUGAGAGCCGCUCACUGCAUGGUCAAGCUGAACAACAUGACGCAGAGCGUGGACAACAACUUGUGCGAGGACGCGCGGCUGCCGACGCCCGUGACCAUACAGAAGUGCGAGACGGACGACUGCCCCCAGUGGACCGUCACCGAGUGGAAGCCGUGCGAGGAGUCCAAGUGUUUCACGUGGAACACGGCGAUGCAGAGACGGAACGUGUACUGUCAGAAUUCGGAUGGAACCACUAUAUCGGACGAGGCGUGCCACGGGAUCGAAAAGCCGGUGAACCGGAAAGAAUGCUACAACGAUCAGUGCAAAGGAACUUGGAAAGUAGGCGAAUGGUCCGAGUGCACGGCGUCGUGCGAAAAGGAUGGCUUGAGGUACAGGAUAUUGCAGUGCGUAUGGUACGGCACCAACAAACCGGCCGGGACCGCGUGUCGUGACCAGCCCAGGCCGCCGGUGAUGAAGACUUGCACCGGACCGCCGUGCGCACCAAAAGGCGAAUGUAAGGAUCACAGCAAGUCCAACUGCAAGAACAUAAAACAAAUGAACAUGUGUCACUUGCGUCAAUAUCAAACACAAUGUUGCCAUUCGUGUACAUGAUGUUGUAUUGCAACGAUAUAAUAUAUUCUCUCACCGUCGUCGUUUCAAUUUUAUUUUUCUAUUUUUCGUUUACUAUAUGUAUUUU
Molecule: messenger RNA, 4063 nt
Organism: Sipha flava (yellow sugarcane aphid)
Lineage: Eukaryota; Metazoa; Arthropoda; Insecta; Hemiptera; Aphididae
Gene: nolo
Product: ADAMTS-like protein 1
Exons: 26
Coding region: 472-3978 (1168 amino acids)
Biological process (GO): extracellular matrix organization
Cellular component (GO): extracellular matrix
Molecular function (GO): metalloendopeptidase activity
Source: RefSeq, a predicted model, not a curated record